AUGACGUGGGAUCUGAAGCCUCAAAUGAAGGGCUUAGAGGAAAUGGGCGUGCAGGCGCAGAUCGAGGGUGCUGGUGGUAAAGCACAUGGUGUUAUAUGGAUCCCGAAUGCCAUCGACAACGAAACUGUUACGCGAUCUUACGCUCGGUCGGGGUAUCUCGACCCUGUCGCAAAUCGAAGUAACCUCCAAGUGGUGACAAUGCACAGAGUUAAUGAGGUGGUGUUUGAUGAUAAGAAGCAUGCCACUGGAAUUCGAGUUUGGCCGAGGAACACAAACAGUACAGAAUCUGUGUUCACCGUCAAUUCCAGAAAAGAAGUAAUUAUAACGGCCGGAACUCUACACAGUCCACAGAUUCUUCAGAGGAGUGGUAUUGGACCUGCAGAGAUUCUCCAGAAAGCGGAUGUCCCGAUUGUGGUGGAUUUGCCGGGCGUUGGCAGCAACCUUCAAGACCACCCUAGCAGUAUAACAUCCUUUAAUUCGUUUGGCAACUCCAGUUUCGUGGACUGGGCUAACGAGGAGUGGGAGAAAUACCGCCGUGGACCUUAUUCACAGACUACGACAAACUUGGCUGGCUUAAUCCCGCUGAAACAGCUUAGUCCUACCAAGUGGGAUUCGAUCGUGGAGGCUUACAAGUCACAACACGUGGAGUCGUACCUGCCCAAUACAUAUACGACUGCAUUGAUUCACGGCUAUAAAGCUCAGCGGGAGGUUCUUGCAGCCUCCAUGUCAAGAGAAGAUAACGCUGUUGUCGAAUAUCCUAUCAACGCAGGAGGCACAACGUUCUUGGUGCUUACGAAACCAGCCAGCCGUGGGACUGUAACGCUUAAUCAGACCAAUAUAUACGCCGAGCCAAUUCUUGAUUACGGCACACACACCGACCCGGUUGACGUUCUGGUGGCGAACGAGGCGCUGAGGUUCUCGCGCCGUUUCCAUCAAACACCAACCAUGAACACCUCGUUUGGUCCAGUGGAGGUAGUUCCUGCACCAGAAAUUACAACGGAUGAGGAAUUGGAGUACUACAUCCGGACCACCGCAAGUUCUACUACAGGCCACCUCAGUGGAACCUGCUCCAUGAUGCCACAAGAGUUGGGGGGCGUUGUCAGCCCGGACCUUUUGGUCUAUGGAGUUACGGGGCUCAGUGUGGCGGACUCUAGUAUUAUGCCGCUCAUUCCUGGAGCACAUACCUGUGCUUCGGUGUACGCUGUCGCUGAGAAGGUUGACUUGAGUACCUAUGCGAACGUCAUGGAUGGCCAUUUCGCCAUCAGCACAAGCCCAGAAACCCGCAUGUUCCCAAUGCACUUCUUGGAGUCCGCGACAAUGGUGGUGCUGUUCCUCGAGGUGGUGCUGUUCCUCGAGGUGGCCUGCUGCGCCACCAACGUCUUUGUUCCGGUGUACUUCUUGCCUCUCUUUUUCCAGUUCGUCAAGGCGGACAUGGCCAUCUGGGCUGGCGUGCUCAAAGAAUCUACCGAGUUGGCCAACAUCUACGGCCAUAAGAUCCUACCGGGCCUAGGCUCCGGCGCCGCCACACAAGUCACAUUCGCCAUCGCCUCAAUGAAGGUACUUCCCGCCGACAUUAGACGCAGCACCGGGUGGGAGGCAUUCGUGCAGCUGGGAGGACCGACCAUCAGCCUCAGUAUCGCGCAGGCUAUCUUCAUUAACAAGGCUCAGUCCGCCGUUGGAUCGCUGCUGCCGAGUCUCAACAUCGAGGAGAUUAGCACUAUCAUCUCGGACCCGGCAAGUGAGCUGUUGAGGAGCCUUUCGGACCAGAUGCAAUGUGAAGUCGAGAGAGAUGUUGUCAAUACGAUGCACGAUGCAUAA
Molecule: messenger RNA, 1818 nt
Organism: Diaporthe amygdali
Lineage: Eukaryota; Fungi; Ascomycota; Sordariomycetes; Diaporthales; Diaporthaceae
Exons: 7
Coding region: 1-1818 (605 amino acids)
Biological process (GO): secondary metabolite biosynthetic process
Molecular function (GO): oxidoreductase activity, acting on CH-OH group of donors; flavin adenine dinucleotide binding
Source: RefSeq, a predicted model, not a curated record